Molecule: messenger RNA, 306 nt
Organism: Musa acuminata AAA Group (dessert banana)
Lineage: Eukaryota; Viridiplantae; Streptophyta; Magnoliopsida; Zingiberales; Musaceae
Product: zinc finger protein 2-like
Exons: 1
Coding region: 1-306 (101 amino acids)
Biological process (GO): negative regulation of abscisic acid-activated signaling pathway
Source: RefSeq, a predicted model, not a curated record
AUGGAGUUUGAGAAGAAGAAGGACGAUGGUGUGAGUCUGGAACUCGGGUUGAAGCCGUCGAUGCCGGCGGAGCCAGCGCGGGUCUUCGCAUGCACCUACUGUCGCCGGAGGUUCGUCAGUUCGCAGGCGUUGGGCGGCCACCAGAACGCACAUAAGCUGGAGAGAAGCCUGGCGAAGCGUGGGAGUUUGGCGGCUUGGCAUCGCCAUGUGCUCGGUAUGAGCAGCAGCUUCCAGUGCCAUGAAGGUCCGAAGAGAAGAGAGAUAGAUGAUGUCGUCGAUGAGAUCGACUUGUCGCUGAAGCUGUGA